Molecule: messenger RNA, 4037 nt
Organism: Trichobilharzia szidati
Lineage: Eukaryota; Metazoa; Platyhelminthes; Trematoda; Strigeidida; Schistosomatidae
Source: the annotation of a GenBank genome assembly
AUGAAAUACAAUUUGGAUCUGGAGAAAAAGGCACAAACAUUAUCUGAACAGUGUCGUGCUGGACACGAUAGAGCUGUGGACCGAAAAAUUUCUCCAUUUCCAUAUGUUGGACAAAAUUGGGCAGGUGAAAGUACAAUCGAACUGGGAUUCAAAUCAUGGUUGGAUGAAAAUAAACAUUACGAUUAUUUCAGAAGUUAUUGUGGAGAAGGUCAAUGUAAUGAAUAUACACAGAUUGUCUGGGAAGAAACUACCGAUAUUGGAUGCAGUGUAACAGAAUGCCCCAAUUCACCGUUCAGAUUGAGCAUUGUGUGCAAUUAUGGCCCUGGAAACCAACCACCAGAACAACAACAGCAACAACAACAAAAUCAACGACAACAAGAACUACCAAGACAACACCAAAGACAACCAACGCCACCACAACUCAGAAACCAACCACCAGAACAACAACAGCAACAACAACAAAAUCAACGACAACAAGAACUACCAAGACAACACCAAAGACAACCAACGCCACCACAACUCAGAAACCAACCACCAGAACAACAACAGCAACAACAACAAAAUCAACGACAACAAGAACUACCAAGACAACACCAAAGACAACCAACGCCACCACAACUCAGAAACCAACCACCAGAACAACAACAGCAACAACAACAAAAUCAACGACAACAAGAACUACCAAGACAACACCAAAGACAACCAGCACCACCACAACUCAGAAACCAACCACCAGAACAACAACAGCAACAACAACAAAAUCAACGACAACAAGAACUACCAAGACAACACCAAAGACAACCAACGCCACCACAACUCAGAAACCAACCACCAGAACAACAACAGCAACAACAACAAAAUCAACGACAACAAGAACUACCAAGACAACACCAAAGACAACCAACGCCACCACAACUCAGAAACCAACCACCAGAACAACAACAGCAACAACAACAAAAUCAACGACAACAAGAACUACCAAGACAACACCAAAGACAACCAACGCCACCACAACUCAGAAACCAACCACCAGAACAACAACAGCAACAACAACAAAAUCAACGACAACAAGAACUACCAAGACAACACCAAAGACAACCAACGCCACCACAACUCAGAAACCAACCACCAGAACAACAACAGCAACAACAACAAAAUCAACGACAACAAGAACUACCAAGACAACACCAAAGACAACCAACGCCACCACAACUCAGAAACCAACCACCAGAACAACAACAGCAACAACAACAACAAAAUCAACGACAACAAGAACUACCAAGACAACACCAAAGACAACCAACGCCACCACAACUCAGAAACCAACCACCAGAACAACAACAGCAACAACAACAAAAUCAACGACAACAAGAACUACCAAGACAACACCAAAGACAACCAACGCCACCACAACUCAGAAACCAACCACCAGAACAACAACAGCAACAACAACAAAAUCAACGACAACAAGAACUACCAAGACAACACCAAAGACAACCAACGCCACCACAACUCAGAAACCAACCACCAGAACAACAACAGCAACAACAACAAAAUCAACGACAACAAGAACUACCAAGACAACACCAAAGACAACCAACGCCACCACAACUCAGAAACCAACCACCAGAACAACAACAGCAACAACAACAAAAUCAACGACAACAAGAACUACCAAGACAACACCAAAGACAACCAACGCCACCACAACUCAGAAACCAACCACCAGAACAACAACAGCAACAACAACAAAAUCAACGACAACAAGAACUACCAAGACAACACCAAAGACAACCAACGCCACCACAACUCAGAAACCAACCACCAGAACAACAACAGCAACAACAACAAAAUCAACGACAACAAGAACUACCAAGACAACACCAAAGACAACCAACGCCACCACAACUCAGAAACCAACCACCAGAACAACAACAGCAACAACAACAAAAUCAACGACAACAAGAACUACCAAGACAACACCAAAGACAACCAACGCCACCACAACUCAGAAACCAACCACCAGAACAACAACAGCAACAACAACAAAAUCAACGACAACAAGAACUACCAAGACAACACCAAAGACAACCAACGCCACCACAACUCAGAAACCAACCACCAGAACAACAACAGCAACAACAACAAAAUCAACGACAACAAGAACUACCAAGACAACACCAAAGACAACCAACGCCACCACAACUCAGAAACCAACCACCAGAACAACAACAGCAACAACAACAAAAUCAACGACAACAAGAACUACCAAGACAACACCAAAGACAACCAACGCCACCACAACUCAGAAACCAACCACCAGAACAACAACAGCAACAACAACAAAAUCAACGACAACAAGAACUACCAAGACAACACCAAAGACAACCAACGCCACCACAACUCAGAAACCAACCACCAGAACAACAACAGCAACAACAACAACAAAAUCAACGACAACAAGAACUACCAAGACAACACCAAAGACAACCAACGCCACCACAACUCAGAAACCAACCACCAGAACAACAACAGCAACAACAACAAAAUCAACGACAACAAGAACUACCAAGACAACACCAAAGACAACCAACGCCACCACAACUCAGAAACCAACCACCAGAACAACAACAGCAACAACAACAACAACAACAACGACAACAAGAACUACCAAGACAACACCAAAGACAACCAACGCCACCACAACUCAGAAACCAACCACCAGAACAACAACAGCAACAACAACAAAAUCAACGACAACAAGAACUACCAAGACAACACCAAAGACAACCAACGCCACCACAACUCAGAAACCAACCACCAGAACAACAACAGCAACAACAACAAAAUCAACGACAACAAGAACUACCAAGACAACACCAAAGACAACCAACGCCACCACAACUCAGAAACCAACCACCAGAACAACAACAGCAACAACAACAAAAUCAACGACAACAAGAACUACCAAGACAACACCAAAGACAACCAACGCCACCACAACUCAGAAACCAACCACCAGAACAACAACAGCAACAACAACAAAAUCAACGACAACAAGAACUACCAAGACAACACCAAAGACAACCAACGCCACCACAACUCAGAAACCAACCACCAGAACAACAACAGCAACAACAACAAAAUCAACGACAACAAGAACUACCAAGACAACACCAAAGACAACCAACGCCACCACAACUCAGAAACCAACCACCAGAACAACAACAGCAACAACAACAACAAAAUCAACGACAACAAGAACUACCAAGACAACACCAAAGACAACCAACGCCACCACAACUCAGAAACCAACCACCAGAACAACAACAGCAACAACAACAAAAUCAACGACAACAAGAACUACCAAGACAACACCAAAGACAACCAACGCCACCACAACUCAGAAACCAACCACCAGAACAACAACAGCAACAACAACAAAAUCAACGACAACAAGAACUACCAAGACAACAACAAAGACAACCAGCACCACCACAACUCUGAAACCAACCACGAAAUCAACAGUGGCAACGUCAUCUGUAAUGACAAGCAGGACAACAGCCUUUAAGCCAUUUGCAACUCCUCAACCGAAAGUCGUAUCUACGCGAGUAUCUGUUUCUACGCGUUCAUCUUCUGUAUCUGCUUCCCCUCGAACAACUGCAUCUACAACGCUCAGUAUGGUUGAAUAUUGUAGCAGGUUGUUGAAUGUUUAAUAAGCAACUUAUAUUUAUUUAUAUUAUGUGAACACCUGGUUAACACUUAACGCUUUCUAAUACCACCGUUAACUCAAAUAUUUAUUAUAGAUAUCCCGUUUUCCUCCGUUCUUCAAUAUUUGGUGUUUGUUUCUAUUCCGUAUUACAUGCGUGUUGUAAUUCUUGUCUUCUGCUAUUCAUCUACCCACUUUCUAAUAUAUCUGGAAACGUUUUAUUGCAUAUCCCUAUUCUCUGAACAUAGUGAUGUCAUUUUCUGAUGGAAAUACUUGUUGUUUCGUUGCUGAGGUUAUUUAUUUCUUCGUAUAAAUAUAUACUUAUAUA